AUGAAUUCUUGUUUAAUUUAUUACGGAGAACUAAUCUCUGAAGUUGCUUAAGGAAAAUCAUUUACAGAUCCUACUAAAAUUGCUUAUGUAAAUUAUUCAGGAAGUACAUUAAACUAGUAAGGAGAUGUAGCAGCUUGCCUAAGAACUCCUUAGAUGAACUUUGUUGAAUUAAAGCUAUACUUCCCUGGUGUAACAUUUUUCGAAGGAAUAUGUAUUAAAGAUAUUUGCUCUGCAAAAGCUCUGAUAUCUAUCAAGAAAGAAUUCGCUUAUCUGUUGUCAUUAGUAUUUUAAACAUAAAUAACUCCUGAUCAAUUUGACUUUGUUUAAUACCCUGUUGAGAAGCCUUCAACUGAUAACUAUGGCUUUAUAAUAAUUUCUCUAAUUUUAGCUUUCAUACUUCUUUUGACUUUAAUUUCUUUUUUUAUGGUGAAUUUUAAGAGUAAAAGUAAAGAUAGAAAUAAAAGUAACUCAGAAUCAAAAGAUUCUAACGCUAAAAGUCAUUUAAUUAAUAAAAAUCAAAUUUAGGACUAUUUAAAACUUGAAGAUGAGAAGCUAAAUGAAGAACUUGAAGGGAAUUUAGAAGAAAAAAAAACUCUAAACGAAGGUCAAAAAAAGUUAGAGAAUGAAAAUGAAUCUAUUUUUAUGCGAAUAAUUAAUUGUUGGAAUUUGAAGUCUAAUCUUUAAAAAACAUUCAAUGUAACAGUGAGAAAUUCAGACUUAGCUGCUUUUGAUUGCAUAAGAACUUUAAGUUUCUUGUAAGUUAUGUUAGGUCAUUGUUUUCUCAUAUGUAUUUCAUAUUAUUCCAAUUUUAAUGAUUUCGAUAUAGUUCAAAAAGAGCCUUUUACAUUGUUUAUUUUAGGCUGUUUUUAUUCUGUUGAUGUUUUCUUUAUGCUUGGAGGAUUUUUCCUUGCUUAUGUUAUUGCUGAUCCAAAAAUUUAACAAAGUUUUAAGGUAAAAAACUUUUUAAAAAUGAUUAUCUCCUACUUUAUAGCAAUUUUAAAUAGAUUAAGUAGAAUUCUACCUACUUAUUUUAUAGCUCUUUAUGUAAUUUGGUAAUAUUUAAGUCAGAUUGGCUAAUCUCCUACAUGGUCUGAAAUUGAGUUCUUUAGUGGAUUAUGUGACGAAAAUAAAUUGAAGAAAAUGUUAUUUAUAGAUAAUCUAUAUGAUGAGCCUAUUAGUUGCCUUCCAUGGACUUGGUAUCUUUCAAAUGACAUGCAAAUGUUUGUAUUAUCUCUAAUAUUAAUGAUUGUUUAUGCUAAUAACAAAACUGCUGGUAAACUUUUGAUAUUUAGUGCUUUGGGAGCAUUCAUAGGAUUGGCAAUUUAUUUAUCUUAUGACUAUGAAAUUUUAAUAGUUAGUUAGCUAACUCCUAUGCUCAAUCCUCACUGGAACGAUAUCUAUUUUAAGCCUUGGUGUAGAAUUCCCCCUUAUCUUUUAGGUUUAUUGUUUGGUAUAUUUUACAAAGAAUAUCAAAUAGAAAAAUAAUAAAAUGACAGUUCUAAAAAAGUAUCUUUCCUCAUGAAAAUAUCACAUUACAUGAGAGAGACCUUUGUAAAAUGGAUGUCAUAUUCUUUAGGAUUAGCUAUAAUUUUUUAUUUGAUAUUUGGACCAAGACCAUUAUAAGUCAAUGGAGUUGACUAUUGGAACUAAAAUACCUAACAUUUUGUAUAUGGUAUCAGCAGAGUCCUUUACUCUUUAGCUGUUAUACUAGUUUUACUACCUUCUGUGUGCGGUUCUAAAGAUUUAAUAGUAAAAAUAAUGAGCUCAUCCAUAUUUUAGUUUAUGUCUAAACUUACAUUUUAAGGCUACCUUUAUCACUAUGCAAUAGAAACUUACUCCCUCUGGUCAUUUUACGAUUCAAUGUAUUUGAGUAUAUAAAACGUUUUAAACAUUUAUGUAGCUCAAGUCCCGAUUAUUUUCUUAAUAUCUUUCAUAUUUUAUGUGCUAAUUGAGCUACCAUUUAAUAACCUCGCUAACAUCUUCUUCAAUAGAAAUUCAAAAAAGAAAUAAAUAGAAAAAGAAGAAAACGACAAACAAAAGGCUUAACAUUAAGGAAUAAAUUGA
Messenger RNA from Tetrahymena thermophila SB210, 2064 nucleotides. Its product is annotated as acyltransferase family protein. Lineage: Eukaryota; Ciliophora; Oligohymenophorea; Hymenostomatida; Tetrahymenidae. The transcript has a single exon. The record is from RefSeq and is a predicted model, not a curated record. Gene Ontology annotation, molecular function: acyltransferase activity, transferring groups other than amino-acyl groups.